AUGAGAGAACUGAAUGAGUCAGGGAGAGUCGAGAGUCAGGCAGAGAGCUCGCUGAGUGACUGACAAGCCUGUCAGCCCAGUGGAUUAGAUGAGCAGUCUGCUUGGAAUCAAGACAAUGGCAUUUUUGUGUUUGUUUUGCUGAGUGUGGGUCUGGAUUGUACCUCAGGGUCCUGUGGACUCCCACCACCAAAGCUACACCAACAGCACUCCCAGGCACUUCCAGCACCACCAGCAGCAGCAGCAGGUUAGACAGAGUGGAAUUUCCCUCCUCUCUCCCCCGGCUGGGGCUGGGGGCAUAUGGUCGCUCUCAGACUUUGAGCAGGACACAGGAAGGAGAGUGAGAGGAGAGGAAGGGUGGGAGGAGGGCUGGACAGGGGGAGAGUAAGAGAAGUGAGGAGUGGACAGAAGAGGAGACAUGCUUCGCUACGGUUCAGGACGAAAUGUUUCCACCACCACAACAGAGGAAUCUCCCGACUCGGAGAGGAGGAUCAGACGUCUCAGGUUGACUCUCCAUGCGGGAGACAAUGGGAGCAACGAGCCAAAAACAACCAACUCAGACACAGCUCAGAGAGAGAAAGACGUCAGUGGCGCCUUGAAGAAGAAGAAUGGGCUGAUCCAAAGAGGGAGGCCAGCUGGCAGGGAGUCACCUCAGCAGCACCCUGGAGACACGGCCAAUGGGGUGCCAGAGUCCUCGACGCAGCAUCAUGGGCCCAAAGUGUACGGCGUGGUGCAGAGGGCGAGCGCCGACAGACAGCAGGAGGUGAUGGCGCGGGAGUGGACGGUCACUCACCUGAACGAUGAGAUGAAGUACAUCAAGGAGGUGAGAGAUUCACUGGAGAAGGUGAGAGAGAGGAUGUACGGUCAGUUUGGAGGAAUGCAGCAAUCCAUGCAGAAGCUUUCACAGGAAAUCAGGUCUGCAAACUCACAUCGCAGGAGUCUGGAGUCAGAGGUGAGGGUCCGGACGGAGGCCAUGGACAGCUUCGAUCAGAUGAACAGCUCCCUCAUCACUGACAACAUCAGCCUGCAGUCUCCUUUGCAGAAAUCCGUUCUGGAGAACUGUCAGAGCCGACUGGACACCAGAGAGGAGGUGAAGAGCUUGCGGAUCAACUGUGAGAAAACACAAGAGAAGCUCAGGGACAAAGAGAGGGAGCUGGCCGCUGCGCAGGUGGAAAACCAGACUCUGAGGCUGCAGGUGGAGUCUUCGCAGGAGGCCAACGUUCAGGCGCUGCAGGAGCUCUCCGAGAAGCUGCAGAGGGAGUACGAUGAGAAGCUUCUGGAAGAACAACGGAGGCACAGGGAGGAGAUUGAAAACCUACAGGCGCAACUGGAUGAGUACAUCAGGCGACUGGAGGACGCAGAGAGGCACAUCAGGACUGCAGAGGCCACGAUCAGUGAGAGGGACCAGAGGAUCAUUGAGCUGGAGCGUCUGCUGGACUGUAUGAGCAAGGAAAAGAGUCAACUCAACAAGAAGCUUCAGGAGUGUGAACAGCGCCUCCGCCUGGUGGAGCUGAAAGACACAACUGACUCGACUGCGUCCAAGAGGUCCAAAGAGCUGCAGGACGAAGCAGGGGAUCUCCGAGAGAGAAUCAAACACUUGAACGACAUGGUGUUCUGCCAGCAGAGGAAAGUCAAAGGAAUGAUCGAGGAGGUUCAAACUCUGCGAGCUCAAGUCGCCCAGAAGGACAUGUUCAUCUCCGAGCUUCUGGACAGGAUAGCAAUAGUGGAGUGUGAGAAUAAUGAGUUAGAAGACAAGCUGAAGUAUUUUAUGUCCACACAGAAUAGGCCUCGAGAGGCUUUGGAAACCAGGGAGAUCGGAGUAGGCUGCGAUCUGCUCCCCAGACGUGAAGUACAGAGUCAUGACACGCUCCAACCGACUCAUCUCCAUCCCAAUCAACUCCCACCCCUCGCUCUGCCGCCGCCAUCAAUGAAACCUCCAUCAGCCACAAACCCCUUAUUACCCUCACAACCUCUGUCACCAACACAACCUCUGUCACCCUUCCAACCUCUGUCACCAACACAACCUCUGUCACCAACACAACCUCUGUCACCCACACAACCUCUGUCACCCACACAACCUCUGUCACCCACAAAACCGCAGUCGCCAUUCCACCCUCUCUCACCAACACAACCUCUGUCACCCUUUCAACCUCUCUCACCCUCACAACCUCUGUCACCCACACAACCUCUGUCGCCCACACAGCUUCCACCCCCCCUCCAGCCCUCAUCCUCAACACAACCUCUGCCCUCCACGCAACCUUUACCCCCUCCACCUCCCCUUCAGCAUCCAUCGUUAUAUCUGACAAUGCCCUCCCGACCGAGGACGUUCAGGCCUAGUAACCCUCCGCCCAGCAGGCUGGAGUCUAGUUUACUGAGAUACACUCCUGUCGAAUACAGCCGCACCCUGGUGUCCUCCCCCCCGGCGCAGAGUGGGACGUACCCCUACAACCGCCCAGCUGAGCCUGAGACGCCGGUGAGCCCCGGGAGAGACGAGGUGGACGCUGCAACGAACCCAGACGCAAGCUCCAGUCCGGAGCAAUCCACUUCCUCCCAGCCGUCUCCUAGAGCUCGAUCGAGAGCAUCUGGAGUUUAUACACCGUUCAUGAGACUGAUGGAAAUCACAGCAAAUAUAAAAAUAGAACCAUCUUAAAGCAAUAGUAAUAUUUAUAUAGGUUUUGGGAAAUACACUUUACCUCUUGCUUCGCUGAGUUACAUAAGAAGAUUGAGACCACUCCUGUUUUUAUACUACCGAUGAUGCAGUAAAUUAGCUUAGCUUAGCAAUAAUGCUGAAGAAAAGGAAAACAGCUGCAGCUAUGUUCUCACUACAGGCUCAACUGGACUAAAUCACAGUUUUUUUGUUCAUAUAUGAUGCAUGGCAGUUUUUCACGACGGUCAUAUUAAUCGGUUAGUUCACGACAGAGGCCAGUUCACAUUGAAGUCUGAUCCCGGCCACAUUAUUUUUGUCCACAUUUUAGAAAUAAAAAGAACUUCUAAACAAACAACACUAUCCGAGAAAUUAAUCCAAAUUGAGCACCAAGACCUGCAGUGUGAACGUGGCCAGAAUCUGCCCUCCAGCAUCUUGAAAGCUGAUUGGAGGCAGUGAAGUGUAAAGUUAUCAGUUAAACAGGAGUUAUCUCUGUUGCCAUUGCUCUCAACCAAUAAUUAGUCCUCAUCAAACAGUAUGUCUAUGAAUUAAAAACUAUGUUGUUGAGAUUUAGACCUGUUUUGGAUACGUCUGGACAGAGAUUUGUCAAAUCAGUACAUUAUGAACAUGUCCAUUAAAUAUGUUUAUGUUUAACACUAAGCAAACUGCAGUUACACAUAUGAACGUGGUACUGAUCCUCUCUUCUAUUCCUCAGCAAAGAAAGAUAAUAAGUUUAACUUUUAAAAUGUUAAACUAUUCCCUUAAAGCUGAGUUGGCUUCGGACUGAUAGUUUUAAAUGUCUUGUGACCACUGAUCUCACUUUUACCAGUAAGAAGCUGACACAUUAAUGAGUUAUACUGUGUAGAAUAGGAAUCUGGUCGAUAAUGAAAAGUCUGUAUUUUCUAUUAAAUUCUGAUUCUCUGUGUGCACAUAGCACUAUUAAUUGUGAUACAUGUUGAAGGGUGUAAAUAAUCGAAUGCUCUGUAAAAAAAACUUUUUGUAAAUAACAUAUUGAAGGAUUAUGAUUUUUUUGUUUACAUUGAACGUAGCCUACGUAUAUGAAGGUUAUUUAGUGUAUUAUCAUAUCAUUUUUUAUUGGGUCUGUACAAAUUAAAUGAAUCUUAUUUUGUUACUGUCACAUUAUGUACAUUAUAUUUAUUAACAUGCUUCAUGCCUUUGUGAGCAGCUGUUAUCUGAUACUGGUGGUGGAGAUGAAUCUCAACAGGGUAAUAUAAUAACAACGAUAAUAACUGUACAUUUAUGUGGUGAUGACAAAACUAAAUGUAUUUACCGUGAUGGGGUGACUGCCAUUUGUGAGCCGCUGGCACACGUGUUAUCCAGCUGUUGUCUGCACUGCCACGACUGUGAUAGGAAAAUACAUCAUGAUGUGCCUUUACCUUAAUGCUACAUAUCAAACUGCAACUAAUGAGAUGAGGCCAGCAGAGGGUUGGCUAAUAAAGACUUUACUGUACAGGUA
This is a messenger RNA of Platichthys flesus (European flounder), 4118 nucleotides long. It is a transcript of the gene myzap, whose product is annotated as myocardial zonula adherens protein. The transcript is spliced from 14 exons. Gene Ontology annotation, biological process: intracellular signal transduction. The record is from RefSeq and is a predicted model, not a curated record. NCBI's taxonomy places the organism in Eukaryota, Metazoa, Chordata, Actinopteri, Pleuronectiformes, Pleuronectidae. Gene Ontology annotation, cellular component: intracellular anatomical structure. The coding region runs from base 416 to 2647 and encodes 743 amino acids.